Molecule: messenger RNA, 1566 nt
Organism: Fusarium sp. VM40
Lineage: Eukaryota; Fungi; Ascomycota; Sordariomycetes; Hypocreales; Nectriaceae
Source: the annotation of a GenBank genome assembly
AUGGCAAUGUUAAAACAUAUAUCUCAGCUCAAGUGCUCUAGAACAGAGCCAUGCGAGAGCUGUGCUGAAGCAGGCAAGUCUUGUGAGUAUCGUGAGCUAGACAAGAAGAAAAGACCAGUCUCGUCAAAGUAUGUUGCUGAGCUUGAAGAGCGCAAUGUUUAUCUGGAGGCCUUGGUUAUAAAGAUACGCGACCUAGUCCCAGAAGCUAGGGUUGUUCUAUCAGAGACAUCGGAAUUUGGCGAGCUCAGUCUUUUAAGAACAGUUGAAAGUCAACCUUCACCUGCGGUAAUCAGUCCUCAACCUGAUAAUCUAGAACCUGAUCUAGAGGGAUCGCUUAUCUAUCACGGUCCGACGAGCAUCAUCCAUGGAAAGCUUCCCCAGGCAAACAGGGCAGCCACUUAUGAUGGCAACUCGACACUCGAUGUAAAUCCUGAUUCAAAUUUUGAGCAGGUUGCACAGCACUUCGGCAUUUCGCUGGAUAAUGAUCUAGUUACCAGUGCCCUUAUGCACUUCUUCAAGUGGCAAUAUCCGCAAUACAUGUUCAUCUACCGCGAGGCCUUUUUAAGGGACCAUUUUGGUGAUCGACAGGCUUGUAAAUACUGGUCCUCUGGUUUGCUUCUAUCCAUUUGUGCCCUGGGGCUAUUGAUGUCUCCAGAUAGUAUUCAGCGACGCGCAAGUGAACAAUUCUUCAGUGCUGCUGAGACCACGCUGAUAGUCUACGGUUUUGCUAGGCCGUCUAUUGCCACCGUACAAGCAUUCCUCUGCCUUGCAUUUUAUGAGAUAGGUCGGGGAAACAUGUCCAAGGGCUGGGGCUUCUCAGGUAUCGCUUUUCGGAUGGCACAAGACCUUGGCUUCCAGAGAGACCCAAAACAAUGGGUAUCAUGGGAUAGAUCAUUGGCGACACCAGAAGAUAUAGAGAUCAGGAGAAGGAUUGUAUGGGGAUGUUAUACAUCUGAUAAACUGAUCAGCCUGACUCUGGGUCGGCCAGUCUACUUCUCACACCACAGCAUCAAAGUUGAGAACUUGGAACGCCUGCCAGACUUUCCCGAAUUCGAACUCUGGCUGCCUAUUGGCUUUGAUAGUCAACAGGGAGACUUUGGUGAGACGAAACCACUUGUUCCAUGCUUCCAAAAGCAGAUCGAGCUAUCUAAAAUCAUAGAGCAGAUACUGGGCACAUUGUCGUCACUGAAAACGGCUCAAGAUAGCCUCAUCUAUCGGGGGCAUCUCGAUAAGUUGAACUUGGAAUUAAGUCGCUGGGAGAUUUCGUUGCCAGAGUGUGCUCAAUGGAACAAGUGGGAAACUCCAAGCACCCUGCUCAUACCGAGCGUGGCAUCACUGCAUCUACUUUUCCACAGUACUCGCAUUGUCACGAACCUUGAUGCUGCUAUACACGAGUCACACAAGAGUAGAGAUUAUUGUAACUCAUCUGCUCAGGCUAUCAUCGCCUUGGUUCGCAAAUACCGGUCGCAGUAUGGGAUGCGAUUUGCACCAUUUGUCCUUAUAUAUAGUUUGGCGCAAGCGUCGCGUUGCAUGUAUUUGUUCAGUACAGUGGAGGAGGUGACUUAG